Molecule: messenger RNA, 474 nt
Organism: Rotaria sp. Silwood2
Lineage: Eukaryota; Metazoa; Rotifera; Eurotatoria; Philodinida; Philodinidae
Source: the annotation of a GenBank genome assembly
AUGGCAACAGGAGGAGGAGAAGAUGCAACAGCACAGCGUAUAUUACGGAUUACAGACAUUGACCUGAAGCCACUGGAAUAUCUUGCACCUAUUAGUGGCUAUGCUGAAGAACCCCUUGUUUCAUUGGAGCAAGCAGUCGAACCACUUGUUCCGAUCCUGCCAGAAGUUCAGAGCCACGCAUAUGUCGCCAAAAAAAGAUGUGAGAAACCUGCUGAUGGGCUGACCCCAGAUGAAUCGGCCUCAAUUAUGCUAUACACGAUGGGAUGGAUGCCGCUCGAGAAAUGCCUCUACAGCGUUUUAAAUAAUACAUUACGAGCAACAGAUCGACAACAAAAACUGAUACCUUGGUAUCUUUAUUUGAGACUUUUUCUAAAUGCACUCUUUCGUUUGCCACUGCUUUCAACACAUGUUUACAGAGGUGUUAAGUUAGAUUUGAGCAAACGCUAUAUCAAAGGUAAAACAAUCGUCUGGUGA